UCCACUACCCUGUGAUUUCUCUGUGGUAAAAUCGUGUUUAUUAUAGUGAAGAUAAGUUUGAAAGUGUUUUCCUAACUAAACAUUAUACUUUAUCCACCUCUUUAUGUUCUCAGAUGAAAUGAAGAGAAUAAUCCUAGGGUAGCUACAGGUGCAAAAAAAAAAAAAAAGGAAAUGCAAGCAGAAAACCUCACCAUUUGGAGCUUUUUCUUCCUGGAGGGUUUUUCUAAAUACCCAACGUUAGAGAUCGUUCUCUUCGUCUUCAGCCUUGUGAUGUACCUGAUCACCCUCCUGGGAAACAGCACCCUGAUUUUAAUCACCGCCCUAGAUGCGCGCCUUCAAACCCCCAUGUACUUUUUCCUCGGGAACCUCUCUUUCAUGGACAUCUGUUACACGUCUGCUUCUAUUCCCACUUUGCUGGUGAACCUGCUGUCAGCCCAGAAAACCAUUACCUUCUCUGGGUGUGCCGUGCAGAUGUACCUGGCCCUGGCCAUGGGCUCCACCGAGUGCGUGCUCCUGGCCGUGAUGGCGUACGACCGCUGUGUGGCCAUCUGCAACCCACUGAGGUACCCCGUCCUCAUGAGCAGGCAGGCCUGUGUGCAGCUGGCCACGGCGUCCUGGGUGACCGGCUGCCUGACGGCCCUGCUGGAAGCCAGUUUUGCCCUGCGGAUGCCCCUGUGCGGGAACCUCAUCGACCACUUCACCUGUGAGAUCCUGGCGGUGCUGAAGCUGGCCUGCGCCAGUUCCCUGCUCAUGGACAUGACCCUGCUGGUGGUCAGCGUGCUCCUCCUGCCCGUCCCGAUGCUCUUAAUUUGCAUCUCUUACGUCUUCAUCCUGUCCACGAUUCUGAGGAUCAGCUCCGCGGAGGGGAGGAGCAAGGCUUUUUCCACCUGUGGGGCCCACGUGACGGUGGUGAUCCUGUAUUACGGGGCCGCCCUCUCCAUGUACCUAAAGCCCUCUUCCUCAGGCUCCCAACAGACAGAUAAAAUCAUCUCGUUGCUUUAUGGUAUGCUUACCCCUAUGUUGAACCCCAUCAUUUACAGUUUCAGAAACAAGGAGGUCAAAGAUGCUGUGAAAAAACUGCAGGACAAAAUAUCAUGGCAUCAGACACAUGAAAGUCUCUGACUGGGUUCCUUCCGUUUUCACCAGGAGCUCAGCCCUGGCAGGGCUCACAGGGAAAUUCUAGACCACGCACUCACCCUUAGAGCACCGACUGGAUGGCCCGCUCCAGCAUCUUACAGCUGUGGGAUACGGGUGCCCGGAGUCAUUGCCUGGGGGCAACAGUAGGUUCCUUCCUAUCCAUCCCACAAAUAUUUUCUGUAUUUGUGUUUCAUGGCUGUGAGACGUUUUGGGCUGCAGUCAUCACACCUUCGUUCCAGAAAGGAAACUUGAAUAAACUUAGAAUCAGUGAAUGUUAGAGCCGGAAGAAACUUGGACGUCUUCUCUGCCUUCAGUCCUUUCUCAGAUGAGGCGGGAGCCUAAGGAGACAAAGAAAUAACGGGUGAUGCAAGGGAGAAAACGGAAUCAAAGAAAAGUUAAGAGACUGGCUCUAUGUGACACAGGUGCCCUGGCAGCGCAGCCCUCCUUCAGUCUUCUUCCCUGGAGCUUGUGCUGCCACCCAGUGGUGGCUCCCUAAUUCGCCUUUCUUCUCCCAAACUCCCGGCUAAAACUCCCUGACUUCCUGAGUAAGGCAUCCACCGCCUGCUUGAUUUACCCACCGCCAACCUUGCCUUUCUGAGCACAUAGACACUAGGCCGGUGUACCAGCCAUACGUCAAUUGAGACUUUAUGUGUUUGUUUUUCUUCAUUGGAUGAUGGACUUCACAAGGGCAAAGAAUCCUGUAAUUUUGUAUUUUUGGGGGUUUACAAUAGUGAUUCAGUGACCUAAUAAACCUAUCAGCUUUA
Molecule: messenger RNA, 1901 nt
Organism: Eptesicus fuscus (big brown bat)
Lineage: Eukaryota; Metazoa; Chordata; Mammalia; Chiroptera; Vespertilionidae
Product: olfactory receptor 2K2
Exons: 1
Coding region: 172-1122 (316 amino acids)
Biological process (GO): G protein-coupled receptor signaling pathway
Cellular component (GO): membrane
Molecular function (GO): G protein-coupled receptor activity; olfactory receptor activity
Source: RefSeq, a predicted model, not a curated record